Messenger RNA from Cercospora beticola, 951 nucleotides. RefSeq lists its product as uncharacterized. The record is from RefSeq and is a predicted model, not a curated record. NCBI's taxonomy places the organism in Eukaryota, Fungi, Ascomycota, Dothideomycetes, Mycosphaerellales, Mycosphaerellaceae.
AUGCUCAACGCCCAGUCGGGCACUGAGGACUACAUCGGAAACGCUCUCCGUCAGAAGUUCGCGAAACUCAAGAAGAACGCCACAGACCAGUAUGGCGACUUCGGUGCCGCUGCCAAUGCCGCUCCGACUCCGGCUAAGAAGACGACCAAGCGCAAGUCGGCCAGAAAGGAGGGCGACGAGGACAAAGAGGACGGCGAGGAGGAGUCUGCUGCCCCGAAGACCAAGAAGGCAAAGACGACCAAGAAGUCUGCCUCAGCAGCUCUCUUCUCUGAGGCGAUCGCUACUACCCACAUCGUCCUGCGGGGAAGACUGCAUCUCUCUUGGCCAGGACGCGGCACCGAGGACUACGCCGCCAACACUCUUCGUCAGAAGUUCGCGAAGAUGAAGAAGGCCUCUGAAGACUCGAACGGCAAUCUGCCAACCGCCGCUCCGACUCCAGCCAAGAAGACCACCAAGCGCAAGUCGGCCAAGAAGGAGGACGACGAGGGGGACGACACUGCUGCCCCAAGAGCAAGAAGGCGAAGACCGCCAAGAAGUCUGCUUCGGUCGUCGAGGAGGAUAACGAGUAGCGCUCUUCUCUGCCGCACUCCCUACAACAUACAUCUGCUUGCACUGGAAUGCAAGAGCGGCGUCACGGAAGAAGCAGUCAAGGACGUCUCUGAUGUCUGCGGCGAAUUGCACCUUUCUUCGCUCGGCCUCGAGGACUGGCCGUGGAAGGAAGUGACGACGUAUGAAAGAGACGGAGAAGAGGUGGAAGAGGAUGCAUGGGAACUCGAUUUCCCAUGCGUCUUCUUGCAUAUCCUCUCCGUCCCCUUCGUAUUUCUCCUCCUCCUUCCAUGGCCAGCACUUCAGGCCUCGCAAGAGACCACGCGGCUCGCCAAAGGUACUCAGGGCGGUCUUAUUCAUGCGGACUUUGGAGAACGUUGUCAUCUAGCGGCCUUUGGACAUUAG